Messenger RNA from Strongylocentrotus purpuratus (purple sea urchin), 3767 nucleotides. RefSeq lists its product as uncharacterized. The transcript is spliced from 2 exons. Lineage: Eukaryota; Metazoa; Echinodermata; Echinoidea; Camarodonta; Strongylocentrotidae. Bases 1 to 576 code for a protein of 191 amino acids. The record is from RefSeq and is a predicted model, not a curated record.
AUGUACUCAGUGCAAGAUACUCCCAAAGAUACAUUAUUUUAUUUUGCAGACCCUGCCGCAUGGAUCAUUGGUGACUCUAUCGUGUACUGGGCAGCCCGGCGGGUACAGCAGGAGGGCAGUGGAGAUCUUGGCUGUGGGGCGCCGGUGGCCUGGCAUGGCAGAAGGGACCUUGAUCUAGGCCAGUCCAAGGAAUACUUAUCUUCCCUUUUCACCGGUGAGGGGUCAAUACAAUCCCACAUAAUUCAGCACGUUGGAACAAACGAUCUAGAGUCAGAGAGCAAGAGCGCCUUCUCAAGCGAGCUAAAACGGUUCUUUGAAUACGUGAGCGGCCAGGGGUCCAUCAUCAUUUGGUCGGACAUUCUACCUCGAUUCCGCUAUAGGGAGUUUAGCGAUGAACAGCAGGGCCUCGUCGACUGCAAGAGGCGAUCAUUGAAUAGAGCUACUAGCAAUGUUAUAACCUCCAACACUGUCAGGCACAUGAACCAGAGUUCUGAACUUCUGAGUAGACCCAACGAAAUGCCGGUUUCCCUUCGAGACAAACAUGGGCCAGGUGGUUUUCCUCGCUGUGGUGGAUAACGCAACAAUGUUAACAUUACCUAGUGUCCAGAACUCCAGACGGCCUUUGCUGUCUCCUUACCUGCUCAAUCUUGCUGUUAUUGAACCUCAAAUUUCCAGCCUGUCGUAUCACAUCAAGUGUGUCAGCAUAGUCAUGUUUGAGGAAUCUUCCUUUGAACAAAAAAUGGCAUUUCCACUUGCAUGUAAGUUCAACUGUGAAGAGAGAUGAAGCAUAUUUAUGCUGUUGAAUCCGAAAUUCUAUUUCCUUGUUGCAUCGAUCAUAGAAAAGCAGUGCAUAUCAUCCUCUGGAAUGACUAAACAGUGCAUCAAACUUGUUCAGAAAAAAGACACGCAAAACUACUUAUGGCCUGAGUUACACCAGCGAUGUUGAAACCUUUAGGUUAUGUCACCCUCAAUCCUGAAACAAACAGGCAAGAUGGUAGGCCACAAGUUCGAAAGAUCAUUGCCCAACUCGAAGCUUCUUCAACUUCUUCAAAAGCCCUGGAUAAAUAUCCAGUGGUAUCAAUAUCUUGAUACAGACCCUCUCAUUGAACUUUCUCAGACUAUGUAACAUCUUCAUACGCAAACUACAAAAAGGUAAACAGUAUAUGAUAGGACCAGGUGGGGUAACCUCCCCCCCCCCCCCCCCCUCUCCUCUCUCUCUCUCCCUCUCUCUACUGUUUCACUCUCCACUUUAAUUGCCUUUCUCCCCCCCCCCUCUCAUACCUCAACUGAUACUUGUUCUAUCUGGUUAAGAUUUACAACCACAUGUUUUUAUCUCUUUGAAUUGGUUCUUCAAUCUAGACUUGUGAAUUACUUGUACGGUCAGAAAAGGUAUUGUUAAACUGUAUACUCUCUCCAUUCAAUCUAUCUCUCUCUCUCUCUCUCUCCUUCUCUCUAUUUCUUCAGAUCUCUGUUCUCAUUUUAACCUUUGAUAAAAUGAAUAUCUGUAAUUAAGCCUUAUUAAUGGUUUUUGACAGAUUAAGCCAUUUCCCCAUGUAAUUGCUAUUUCUAAUUAAAUUGUGUGUUAUUGUUCUUUCCAUCUAUCUCUCAUUGGUCUUUCACCCUUGGUAUCUCCAUCUCUCUCCACCCCAUCCCUGUCUCUCACACACAUACAUCCUCUUGUCAUUAUUGUAUCCUCUUUCUGUUUCAUCUGUUUUAUUUCAAUUAAAUAAAAACUUGGUUCAAAGGCCUUACAUUGUUUGAUAACGAAAAUUAAACCAUAUUUAAUGGGCAUUAUGUUGAUGAUAGUUUGUAUUUAUGCUUAUCAUUUUUACCAGUUUUCUUGUGCAGCAAGCAUUGUAGUUUGGUUAUUCGCACCGUCUUCUAUAGAACGUGUAAAACUAUUGUUCAUAUUCAAUUGUACUUGUAAUGAUUUUUAUUCUUGUUUACAUACUGUAGAUGCACAGUCAAACAAGCCCAUAGUGCAUUACAGUGGCAAAUUAAUUUAUGCCACCAUGUAACUCUAUGCAUGAAUUAACAGCUGUGGACUUCCAAAUUAUGAUCUUAUCUCAUGAUUUGAUUUUCAAGAAAAUUGAUCAGUUGUGCCAUUAUAUUGGUCCAGUCAUUGAAAGGACACUUGUGUCUCAUCUCCUUCUGCUUCUUGCUUUUUUCUUCAAGAUUUUUUCCCCAUUUGAUGGGAGGAGAACACAGACCUCCUCCAUGAAGAAAGUGCAUGCCAUUUAAAUUGUGCAAUUGAUAUAGAAAAAUAUAAUUAUAUUCAGGUUGUGCAAUGACGUACAUGUUAUGUUGCUCCUUGUCUUGGACUUGUAAAAGUGGAUUUGGAUGUAGGGCUAAACAAUAUUUUUAAUUUUCGGCUUUUUCAUCUGGUAACUGAUGAAUUUGGGGAGAUCGCUUAGGUGUGUAUCUGUCAAGAACCUUAUUUUCUUUCUUAAUAUUUCAUAAUGUAUAUUGCAUGAUGUAAUAACUUUGUUAUUAACCUGAUGUUAAUUUUGAUGUAUUGACUAUUUUGUAAUACACUGUACAUCGAUUUGGGGGAUAACGGACUUUACCUUUUAUGUUUUAAAGUAGUGGUGUUUGCAUGUUAUAACCCUCUGAUUUCAUCGAAUUUCAUUGAAAGAGAGGUAUCCUUGAAGCAGUUUAUAAGUUACAGCUGCUUCAUAAUACUUGCUGCAUAAUGUAAUAAUCCAUUAGUUUAUGCAUCAUUGAAUCACCCAAGAUUUCAAUAUGGUGGAGGGAUGAAAAGUCUCUUGUAGUUUUUUUUUUUACAUUAAGUAGCAUUUUUAAAACUGAGUACUGAUAAGAUAGCUCCUAAUGGUUGGCUAUAGUUUGCACAGUAAAAGUGGUGUCUGCAUUUAGGUGCUGUGUUUUGAUAUAAUUUGAGUUUGCGCCGGAGAAGUAAAUAAUGUAAAAAGCUAUAAUAAAGUUGUUUUAAAGAAGCAAUUUCUUCUAUAUUUUAAUUAAUAUACUCAUACUACAGGUAGUCCUAUCCCCCAGCUUUCUCAGUGACCAGGGUAAUGUAUGUAAACCACUUAGAGACAUCAGAAAUGUUAAGUAUUCAAUUGAAGUCUACCCUGAUGUUAAGUUUGUUUCUAUAAUAGAGGUAGAAAAAUGAGAGGAUCAGGUCAGUGAAAUUCUGAUUUAAAAAUAAGAAAGUUUAUGAAUUUUGGAAAUUGUCAUCAAACGCAUAGUGGCAUCUCUGUGACAUUUCUUGUGAGCUCUCCUACCCUUCGCUCUGUACAUAACAUGUCAUAAAUUUUAAUUUUCUUCAUUAUUGAUGAUGGAAUAGACUUGUCCAUACAGGGGUUGAAUAUAGAAACAGAUUCGCAAUAAUGUAGUGGUUUAGUGGUGGUUAUUUUACCUGACUGCUAAGAAAGCAUAGAUGCUUGUUAGUAAGUAACCAGAGGACCGACAUUUUAAAUCCUCUCCGAAGGACCUGGUAAUGAGAAUUAAUGCAUUACCCAAGGACACUAACGCAUCGACUUGGUUUCGAACCAAGGUUGCCGGAUCACGAGACCACUGCUAUUCCAACUGAGCUAUCGCGCCCUUGGGUGCAUGAAAAACUUCUUUAGAGAAAAUAGACAUGUCUUGAUUUUUUUUUGUAGUACAUAACAAAUGGGAGGAGAGACGAUUCGCCAAAGAAUUGCCAAUUUUUGUUUGAUUGAUUACUUUCUUUUAUUUUAAAUCAGGACCUGAUCCUCUCAUUUUUCUGCUUCUAUUAAAACCCAAUUAAUAUCAGUCAGGGUGGAUUU